CCUCUCCCCGCUUCCGGGAGGCGGCGCGUGUCUCCUCAGGCGGCGAGCCGCGCCGGUCGAUUUUUUUUGUUUUUUCUUUUUCUUUCUCUUUCUCGGGGUCUCCGGGGCCUGUAAGGCGGUGCGACAGCGAGCGCGCCAUGGGCAAGGCCAAGUCCGCCGGCGCGCGCGCCAAGGCCCCCGCGGCGAAGGCCAGGCCCAACCCGUUCGAAGUGAAAGUCAACCGGCAGAAGUUCCAGGUGCUGGGCCGGCGGACGCGCCACGACGUGGGGCUGCCCGGGGCGUCGCGCGCGCGCGCCCUCCAGAAGCGUACCCAGACUUUAUUAAAGGAAUACAAGGAAAGGAACAAGUCCAAUGUAUUCACAGACAGACGCUUUGGGGAAUACAAUAGCAACAUAAGCCCAGAGGAGAAGAUGAUGAAGCGGUUCGCUCUGGAGCAGCAGAAACAUCAUGAGAAAAAAAGCAUCUACAACCUGAACGAAGAUGAGGAGUUAACCCAUUAUGGCCGGUCUUUGGCAGACAUCGAGAAGUACCAUGACAUUGUGGAUAGUGACGGUGAUGCUGAGGAUCCAGGGACCUUGUCUGCUGAGCUGACUGCUGCCCACUUUGGAGGAGGUGGCGGACUGCUCCAUAAGAGUGCCUCUCAACAGGAGGGCAAGGCGGGGGAGCACCCGAAGUCUCGGAAAGAACUGAUUGAGGAGCUCAUCGCGCAGUCCAAGCAAGAGAAGAGAGAGCGACAAGCCCAACGAGAAGAUGCCCUUGAGCUCACAGAAAAGCUGGACCAAGACUGGAAAGAGAUCCAGACUCUCCUGUCGCACAGAAAGCCCAAGUCAGAGGCCAGAGAGGAAAAGGAGACGCCCAAGCCCGAUGCCUAUGACAUGAUGGUGCGUGAGCUCGGCUUUGAAAUGAAGGCACAGCCCUCCAACAGGAUGAAAACGGAAGAGGAGCUGGCGAGGGAGGAGCAGGAGCGGCUCCAGAAGCUGGAGGCUGAAAGACUUGGAAGAAUGCGUGCGCGGGAGGAGGAGGACAGCAGGAGACCGCAGCACGCGUCUGCAGAUGACUUGGACGACGGCUUCGUGCUGGGUGCAGAUGACAGGCGACUGCUUGCUUACAGAGAUGGGAAGAUGAACGUUGAGGACAAUGUGCGGGAAGAGCAGAGUCCGGAAGCCAGCGGCACUGAGAGCGAGGAGGAGGAGGGGGCGGACUCCGAGGAGAGUGACGGCCCAGACAGCCACUCAGACCUGGAGUCCAACGCAGGGAGCGAGGGAGAGGAGAGGCCAGGGGACCAACAGCGGCAGACUCCUCAGAAAAGAGUGACCAGUGAUGACCACGGAGCUGCUCCAGCUGAGCUGCCCUACACAUUUGCAGCUCCUGAGUCCUACGAGGCCCUGAGAUCCUUGCUGGCGGGAAGGUCCAUGGACGAGCAGUCUCUGGUGGUGGAGAGAAUUCAGAAAUGCAGCCAUCCGAGUCUCGCAGAGGGCAACAAAGCCAAGCUCGAGAAACUGUUUGGCUUCCUUUUGGAAUACGUGGGAGAUCUGGCAACAAGCGACCCGCCGGACCUCAGAGUAAUUGAUAAGUUGGUUGUGCAGCUGUAUAACCUCUGCCAGAUGUUUCCCGAAGCUGCCAGCAGCGCCGUGCAGUUUGUCCUCCGGGACGCCAUGCACGAGCUGGAAGAAACGCUGGAGACCAGAGGCCGGGCGGCGUUUCCAGGGCUGGACGUGCUCGUCUACUUGAAGAUCGCUGGGCUGCUCUUUCCCACCUCUGACUUCUGGCACCCCGUGGUGACGCCCGCCCUGGUGUGCAUGAGCCAGCUGCUCACCAAGUGCCCCGUGCUGUGCCUCCGUGACGUGGUGAAGGGCCUGUUUGUGUGCAGCCUGUUCCUGGACUACGUGUCUCUGUCUCAGAGGUUCAUCCCUGAGCUCCUCAACUUCCUCCUGGGCAUUCUCUACACGGCGACCCCAAACAGACCAAGCCAAGGUUACACCCUGGUGCACCCUUUCAGAGCACUCGGGAAGAACUCCGAAUUGCUCUUGGUGUCUGACCAGAAGGACGUGGCCACGUGGCAGAGGGGGAGCCUCCCCCUGCGUUGGGCGAGCGGGCUGAGAGCCCAGACUGAGGCCGAGGCCAACCACACCAGGCUGUCCUGCCUGGCUGUGUGCCUGGCCCUGCUGAAGCACACCGUGCUCCUGUACCGCGCGCUGCCCGCCUUCCACGCCGUCUCCAGGCCCCUCGCGGCCCUCCUCACGCAGCACCUGGCCAGCUGCAGCCACCCCCGUGAGCUCCAGGAGCUGUGUGGGAGCCUGCUGUCGGAGCUGGAGACGCGUGCGCAGCUGUACCGCCCGCUGACCUGCGAGAGGGCCAAGCCCGUGCCCCUGAAGCUGUUCACCCCCCGCCUGGUCAAAGUCCUGGAGUUCGGGAGGACGCAGGGCAGCAGCAGGGCAGAGCGCGAGCGCCGGCGGCUGAUCCACAAGCACAGGCGGGAGUUCAAAGGCGCCGUGCGGGAGAUCCGCAAGGACAACCAGUUCCUGGCCCGCAUGCAGCUGUCGGAGACGCUGGAGCGGGACGCGGAGAGGAAGCGCAAAGUGAAGCAGCUACUGGGCAGCCUGGCCGCGCAGGAGGGCGAGUGGAAGGCGCUGAAGAGGAAGAGGCUCCAGAGAUAGACCCCUGCCCGCCCGCCCCCACGGGCUGUCAAUUAUACCUGUGAAACAGACCGCGUGUCACCUGAGGUGUUGAUUUAUGGGCCACGCGCCACUGGCCGGUAGGGCGGGCGCCCUGGGGUGCGCUGGGCCUGGGAGCGGCUGUGGCCUGGGACAGAACCACGCCCUGAGUCCUGCGGGGACUGAGCCGCCCUGGGGGAGGAGCUGGAGAAGCCCCCCACCCAGGGGAUCCCCGGAUGUCCAGCACGCUCGGAGCCCUCGGCCCCCAGGUGUCCGCCAAGCGAGCACCAGCGAGCCAUGACGGCUGAGCCGGCCGGGCCUCCGCCCUUGGGCGGCCUCGGGGAGAUGGACUGACCGUGGGGGGGCAUCUCCGUCCUGGAACCUGUGGGUCUGGACACUGGCGAUGCCGCGGCCACGGCCGGAACUCGGGUGGGCAGCUUGGCUCCGACAGGAACGGGCCGG
Messenger RNA from Lepus europaeus (European hare), 3116 nucleotides. It is a transcript of the gene NOP14, whose product is annotated as NOP14 nucleolar protein. Gene Ontology annotation, biological process: maturation of SSU-rRNA. The transcript has 18 exons. Lineage: Eukaryota; Metazoa; Chordata; Mammalia; Lagomorpha; Leporidae. The record is from RefSeq and is a predicted model, not a curated record. Gene Ontology annotation, cellular component: nucleolus; small-subunit processome; Noc4p-Nop14p complex. Bases 138 to 2657 code for a protein of 839 amino acids.